Schistosoma spindalis is the source of this 804-nucleotide messenger RNA. Lineage: Eukaryota; Metazoa; Platyhelminthes; Trematoda; Strigeidida; Schistosomatidae. The record is from the annotation of a GenBank genome assembly.
GAUGUUCAGCGCUUUGUAUAAAAGGUGCGCCACAGGAAGGGUUUGAUUCUCCCUCUAUACUGACGUUCUAACUGAAGUGUCAGAAUUUUCCCUUUAAGUAACUGAAAACUGUUGUUUCCGCAAAUGCGAUUAAAAUCAGUUUCUACACAAUUAUAUCGCUAUUACACAUCUAGUUUUCUUUGGAAAUUCUCAAACUAUCCUAAUAGAUGUUUGUAUACAUAUCCCUCGAGUACUCGCAGAGUCCUUUGGAGUUUGAACACAAUCCAACCUAAAAACUUUUGUUGUUCAGAUACUGUAACAAACCCACAGUCAACAUUGCCAGUUGCUGUCACAUCAGAUAACUCUGAAUUGUCAGAUGAUCAAGAUGAAAUUAAAGGAAAGAUGUACAUUGAAUUCACAUGCAAGAAGUGCACUACUCGGUCAAGUAAAUAUUUUUCUAAGUUGGCCUAUGAAAAAGGCAUAGUUAUAAUUCGUUGUGAUGGGUGCCAGAGUUUACAUCUAAUUGCUGAUAACCUGGGAUGGAUUAAAGACAAACAUUGGUUGGUUGUUCUUUUGCCUUGUAAAGUUAUUGUUAUUAAUUAUAGGAAAUUAGAGGAUUGCGUAAAGGUUAAUAAAAAAUCAGUAUGUAUAGCUUAAAUGCACAUUUUGAGACAGAAACCAUUGUGAUCAAGUUGGUUAAGCUUUACUUAUGUACAUCUGUAAUAACACACCAUCCAACAAGAUCAGUCUCCUCAAUCAAUGUAUCUUGAACUCAUGUUUACAUUGUAUAGUGUAAAUAGAAUAAUAAUAAAAUCUCUAAAAAGU